Tetrapisispora phaffii CBS 4417 is the source of this 1212-nucleotide messenger RNA. It is a transcript of the gene PRP21, whose product is annotated as Prp21p. The record is from RefSeq and is a predicted model, not a curated record. Gene Ontology annotation, cellular component: catalytic step 2 spliceosome; U2-type prespliceosome; U2 snRNP. The coding region runs from base 1 to 1212 and encodes 403 amino acids. Gene Ontology annotation, biological process: mRNA cis splicing, via spliceosome; regulation of alternative mRNA splicing, via spliceosome. Lineage: Eukaryota; Fungi; Ascomycota; Saccharomycetes; Saccharomycetales; Saccharomycetaceae. Gene Ontology annotation, molecular function: RNA binding. The transcript has a single exon.
AUGGAAGAAGUACCGAUUAUAGACAAUAAUGAGAUAAAAAACCAUAUUCUAAAGACUGUGAAUUAUAUAAAAGAACAUGGGAAAAGUUUUGAAGAUGAACUAAGAUUAGAUGAAAAAUUUAGCUUUGUGAAUCCGGAUAAUGAGUAUCACAAGUAUUACCAAUGUAUGUUAGAUAAAAAUUUGAAUGACCAUAAAUUAGAACAAAAUGCAAAAGAAGGAAAGCAAACGAUAGAGGAAGAAGAUAAUAUAAGUGUAGAUGAAUUAAAUGAUAAUAAAGUAGAAGUACCGAAUGAACCGCAUCCAUUUUUCUUCUCAAAUUAUGAUACUAAUUUAAAACCAAAGUCUUUUGAAAUUCUGAAACUUACAGCCCAGUUUGUAGUUUGUAAUGAAGACAUUAAUUAUCUAGAAAAGUUAAAAACAAAAUACAUAGAUAAUCCCCAAUUUGCAUUUCUGAAUGAGAACCAUGAUCUGAAUAAAACAUUUAAUGUUUUUGUAAAUCAAUAUAAAGAGAUACUUAACAAUAAGAUUGUCAAACCUCUAAUGUUUGGGAAUAAUCUAAAAGGUAUUGAUUUUAAAAGGACUGUCUUGGAAAGAAGUUUCAAGAGAGCUGAAUAUCUUGAAUAUCAAGCAGAACUUGGUCAAAAGUUCCAAAAGGAGAAGAAUUUAUUAGAUAUUGAAUACGCAGCCAUAAACUGGACAAAAUUCAAAGUAUUAACUGCAUUUUCAUUAGAUGACCCUAAUACGCUCGAUAAGGAUAAUGUAGAUGAAUAUAAUAAACCUAUUAAUCUGCAAGGCCUUAAAUUAAAGGAGAUUUCAAAAAAUGAAAACACCACGUUAAUUUAUUUCCAAAGCAUUGAACCAAUAAAUAAAAAGGAAGAAUUAGAAGUUUCCAAACAAGGCAAACACACAAAAAGAAAGAUGAAAGUUAAGGCUGCAGGUGAAACUAGGAAUAAGAAAUUAAAGAGUAAACAGAAUACAGAGGUCAAUGAUUCGGAUAUUAAGGAUAAUAGGAAUAAAAGUGGACAUUAUAUUGAAUGCCCAAUAACUAAAAAAAUGGUCCCAGUAGCACAAUUUGAUAGAUAUUUGCAGACUUUAUUAGGAGACCCUAAAUAUAAAGAGGAAAGAACGAAAUUUGAGCAAAAACAUAAGAUGACAAACCUAACAGAUGCUGAGGCCUAUGAAAACAUCAAGAAAAUGGCUAGGAAAGAUUAG